AGAAGAACCAUAUCUCAGCGGUCUCUGUCUUCAUCCCACCUCUCCCCAAGCAACCCGCACACCUCACACAAACCAAUGGCGCCCGAAAAGAGAAAGCGGCCUCAGGAGUCGUCCGCCCCCAAGUCCAAACCCGCGCCCAAAGCUGCGGCGGAAGGCCCCAACAAGCGCCUGAAACCUUCCACCACUCCCGGCAGUGGCGACAGAGCACCGAUUCCCACACCGUCGACGCUCCGAGACGAUGAGGCUUCGUCGUUCCCCCGUGGAGGCGCGUCGGCGCUCACUCCGCUCGAGUACAAGGAGGUGGCCAAUGAGGCUAUGAAGGAUGCGCUCUUUGAGGCGGGAGGUGCGGCGGUGUCUUCGACGACGUUGCUAGAUGCUGGCUCGGCGCAGAAAAAGAAGAAGCAGCAGCAGCGACACUCGGACCAGAAGAAGAAGGGAAAGAAGGGAGAUGGGAAGAAGGAGAAGGAGAAGGACACCGGGCCUAAGGUUGAGGGACUGAGUUACAAGAGGCUUGCGCCCGGAACGUUGGUUCUAGGUUGCGUGGAGAGGAUCAAUGCUACUGAUAUUGCGCUCUCGCUGCCGAAUAACCUUACAGGUUUCGUGCCGAUUACUCAGAUCUCCGACAAGGUUACCAGCCGUGUCGAUGCCAUGGUCGAGGACACUGACGACGAGGAGAAGGAGACGGAGGAUGCCGAGAAGGAGGAUUCCGACGACGUUCAGCUCGAGGGCAUGUUCAAAGUUGGACAGUACCUGCGAGCAUACGUUCUUCAUGCUACAGAGGAAGUCGCGGUGAAGACAUCACGAGGAGAAAAGGGUGCUCCCAGGACACGGAAACGGAUAGAGCUUUCGCUCGACCCUAAACUGGCGAAUACUGGAUUGACGACACCCGACUUGGCGGUCGGAAUCUCGGUGCAGGCGUCUGUCGUGUCCGUGGAAGAUCAUGGUCUGGUGAUGGAUCUGGGAUUGGAUAACGAUCUGAAGGGAUUCCUCUCGUCCAAGGAGCUGGGCAGCGGAUUCACCUAUACGGAGGUGAAAGAAGGUCAAGUCAUGCUGUGCACAGUCACCGGUCUGUCCUCGAACGGUAAGAUUGUCAAGCUGUCGGCCAACUUGGAGCAGAAGUUCUCGAAGAAGGGAAAGCUCGGAGGAGGAAAGGCGUCCUGGUGGCUCAGCCAGGCCAACUCUAUCGAUGCAUUGCUGCCUGGAAUUGGUGUGGAAAUCUUGGUUACGGAUGUUGGUAAGCAGGGUGGUGUAGUGGGGACGAUAAUGGGAAUGUUGGAUGCCGUGGCAGAUUUCUUCCAUGUGGCCGGAUGGGACCAAAAAGAGCUUGAGGAGAGAGUAAAACCUGGCAGCAAGAUCAAAGCCAGAAUUACCACUCGUUUCCCUGACGCCGAAUCCAAGAAAGUCGGCUUUUCCAUAUUGCCUCAUGUCCUCCAACUCGUACCGGCUUCAGAGACCAGCCCUCUCAUCGCUCUUCCAAUCGCCACCACAAUCGACCAGGCCAAGAUCAUCGGUGUAGAACCUAACCUUGGUCUCUUCGUUGACGUCGGUGUCGCUGGUGUUCCUGGAUUUGUCCAUAUCUCAAGAAUUUCCAGUGACGAGAAGAUUGAGAACUUGGAGAAGACCAUUGGUGCCUACAAAAUUGGUGCCACUCAUCCUGCCAGGAUUCUAGGCUUCAACCCUAUGGAUGGCCUCUACUUACUCAGUAUGGAGAAGCGUAUCCUUGAGCAGCCUUACUUGAGGGUUGAUGAUAUCAAGAUCGGCUCUGUAGUCAAGGGCAAGAUCGAGAAGGUCCUCGAGCGUGGUGGUGUUGUCAUCAACAUCGCCGACGGAAUCAGUGGUGUUGUCGAGGAGGACCACUUGAGCGACAUCAAGCUGAAGAACCCGGAGAAGAAGUUCAGGGAAGGUAUGGAGGUCACGGCUAGAGUUUUGACUACGAACCCGCAAAGACGAAAGGUCCGAUUGACGCUGAAGAAGACCCUGGUCAACUCGGAACUGCCCGUCAUCGCCUCGUACGAUGUCGAGCCCGGAAUGCAAUCGGUCGGAACCCUUGUCAGCAUCCUGGCUCACGGUGCGGUGGUGAAGUUCUACGCUGGUGUCUCGGCAUGGCUGCCGGUCUCGGAGAUGAGCGAGGCAUAUAUCCAGAACCCCGCCGAGCAUUUCCGUGUCGGACAGUCGGUCAACGUUCACGUCUUGAGCGUCGAUGCCGAGGAGAAGAAGAUGCGUGUAUCUUGCAAGGAUGCCAAUGCCUUUGGUGAUGCCCAGAAGACUGCGUUGGCCGACCUCAAGAUUGGUCAGAUUGUUUCGGGGAAGAUCUCGGAGAAGUCGAAUGACGAUGUCAUUGUGGACCUAGAGGAUGUCGGUGCCACCGGUCUGAAGGGAGUCGUCAUGAUUGGUCAGAUCACCGACGGUAGCCGGGAAAAGAACAUGAACACGUUCAAAAAGUUCCGAGCUGGUCAAGUCCUGAAGGAUCUGGUGGUGGUGGACAAGCACGAGGGACGGCGGAUGAUCCAUCUGAGUUUGAAGCCAUCGCUCGUCAAAGCAGCCAAGAGCAACACCUUGGUUCAUAGCUUCAAGCAGAUCCACGAAGGAGCGAUUGUUCAUGGAUACGUCAAGAGCAGUGCCGAUAUGGGUGUAUUUGUGAGCUGUGCUGGUGGAAUCGUCGGUCUGGCUCUCAGAAAUGCGCUGCCGGUCGAGAAGCAAUCACUUCCUGGUUUCGGAUACUUCAAACACCAGUCUGUUACCGGUAGGGUCUUCGCUAUGGAUCACGAACAGAAGAAAUUUCUGUUAUCUUUGAAGCCCAUCGACGAGACAGCGCCCAAGGCUGCGGACAAAGAGACGAAGGUCGAAGCCAAGGAUGCCAUGCACCCCGUGGACGGUGAUUCUAAGACGGUGGCCGACUACCAGCCGGGAAAGAUCACAAAGGCGAAGAUCAUUUCUGUUCAGGAGACUCAGAUCAACGUCCAGUUGGCGGACAAUAUUCAGGGACGUAUCGAUGUAUCCCAGCUUUUCGAUAACUGGAGCGACAUCAAGGAUAAGAAAUCCCCACUGAAAGGAUUCAAGAAGGGCGGUAUCAUGGAUGUCAAAGUCAUCGGCAUGCACGACGCUCGCAACCACAGAUUCCUACCGAUUUCGCACAGAGCCUCGAGCAACAAAACGCCUAUCUUCGAGUUGACGGCGAAGCCAAGUGCUCUGGUAGCCGAUGCUUCCUCCGAUAAUUUGGCGCUGGAAAAGAUCACUGUCGGCUCGGAAUGGUUGGCCUUUGUCAACAACAUUGCGGAGGACUGUUUAUGGGUCAAUAUCUCCCCCGCUAUUCGAGGGAGAAUCCGCCUUCUCGAUAUUUCCGACGAUGUUGCCCAGUUGAAAAAUCUGGAGAAGCACUUCCCCCCUGGAUCGGCGCUCAAGGUCUCGGUCGUUCAUGUGGAUGCUUCUACUGGAAAGCUGGACCUUUCCGCGAAGAGAGCCUCUGUGCAGAAGCUUGACCUCGACGGGCUGAGCAAGGGCAUGGUUGUCCCUGGUCGUGUUACCAAGGUUCAGGACCGCCAGGUGCUGGUACAGCUUAGCGACACGGUCAUCGGUGUCGUCAGUUUGGUCGAUAUGGCCGAUGAUUUCACUCAGGUAAAGGCUUCCAACUUCGCCAAGAAUGAAAUCGUCCGCGUGUGUGUCCUCGAUGUCGACAAGCCCAACAAGCGGGUGUCGCUAUCCACCAGACCAUCCAGAGUGAUGAACGCGCAGCUUCCUGUCAAGGACGCAGAGGUCAACAACAUUAGAGAUGUCAAGGACAGGGAACUGCGACGGGGAUUCGUGAAGAACGUGUCGGACAAGGGUCUCUUCAUCACUUUGGGCCACAAUGUCACGGCCUGGGUCAAGGUUUCCGACCUCGCGGACCAGUUCCUCAAGGAAUGGAAGUCGAAGUUCCAGGUCGACCAGGUCGUCGAGGGCAGAGUUAUCAACGUUGAUUACCCUCUGGGCCACAUCCAGAUGAGUUUGCGACCAUCAGCCAUCUCUGGUAAGAUUCCGGAGAAGCAGAGCGGUCUUGGAGACUUCACCAAGGGCCAGAUUGUGACUGGAAAGAUCAAGAAGGUGGCCGAAUACGGAGUCUUUGUCUCUAUCGACGGAAGCAACGUCUCCGGUCUGUGCCACAAGUCGCAGAUCGCGGAUAGAAAGGUCGAGGACAUCUCGAAAUUAUAUGCCGAGGGCGAUCCGGUCAAGGCAAAGAUUCUGACCAUUGAUAUGGAGAAGCGCCGGAUUAGUUUUGGGCUGAAGGCUAGCUACUUCAAGGAUGAAGACGUUGACAGCGAUGACGGUGGUAUGGAUCUUGACGAAGAGGAGAAGGAGGACGCCGACUCCGACGAGGAGAGUGAGGACGGUGGUGUCGAUCUAUCGGCCGUUCGCGAUAUCCAGAUCGAGGAUGACGAGGACGAGGAUGACGAUGCAUCUGAUGUCGACAUGGAGGAUGCACCUGUUCUCUCCGGUCAAGGACUCUCUGCCGGAGGUUUCGACUGGACCGCCAACGACAUCUUCGAAAAGCGCGAGCGCGAAGUAGAAUCUGACUCCGAUGAGGAAGAAGAGAAAGGAAAGCGGAAGAAGAAGAAGAAGAAGAGCGAGAUCAAGCAGGAUCUUACUGGUGACAUGGUCAACCGUGAGCCACAGUCGGUUACAGAUUUCGAGCGCAUGGUGCUCGGUGAUCCUAAUGACUCGAGGUUGUGGAUUCAGUACAUGGCGUUCCAGCUGCAACUUGGUGAGCCCGAGAAAGCUCGGGAGAUCGCUGAGCGUGCCCUCAAGAUUAUCCAACAGAAGGAGGACUCUGAGAGGAGGAAUGUCUGGGUUGCGCUCUUGAACAUGGAGAAUGCCUACGGAGAUGACGAGACACUCGAGGCUACAUUCAAGCGUGCCGUUCAAUACAACGAUGCCCAGGACACGCACGAGCGUAUGGCUAGUAUCUACAUCCAGAGCAGCAAGACUGAGAAAGCAGACGACCUCUUCAAAGUAAUGAUCAAGAAAUUCAGCCAAGUGCCGAAGAUCUGGAUCAACUACGCCGACUUCCUUCUGACCUCGGGCAACCGCACCGCCGCCCGCGACCUUUUGAAGCGCGCUCUGCAAGCACUGACCCGCGAUCAGCACCGCGAUCUGAUCAUCCGCUUCGCCAGUCUUGAAUUCCGCACGGGCGACCCGGAGCGCGGCCGAACGCUCUUCGAGAACCUCAUCGGCGCCUACCAAAAGCGAAUGGAUAUCUGGAACGUGUUUAUCGACAUGGAGAUGAAGCACGGCGAGGCCGACGCAGUCCGGAACCUGUUCAAGCGUGCCGUCGCCGACAAGAAGUGCUCCGCGAAACAGGCUGCCGCGCUGUUCAAGAAGUGGAAGGAGUUUGAGGAGAAGAAUGGCGGCGAGAAGAACGUGCAGGAUGUUCUUACUAGGGCUAAGGCGUUCGUUGCUGCUGCGAAGGGGAAGCAGCAGGAUGAUGAGUAAUUUGGUUUUGUUGGGAUGAGGGAUUUCUUUUGGUUUAUGUGAAUAUUUCGACUUUGUACUUGUUUGAUGGCGUGUUCAUUGGCCUUAGUGGCAGGAAUUAAAAGCGGUGUCUUUCUCCUCUGAUGAUGGAG
Molecule: messenger RNA, 5597 nt
Organism: Tricharina praecox
Lineage: Eukaryota; Fungi; Ascomycota; Pezizomycetes; Pezizales; Pyronemataceae
Exons: 5
Coding region: 76-5466 (1796 amino acids)
Biological process (GO): rRNA processing
Cellular component (GO): nucleolus; nucleus; small-subunit processome
Molecular function (GO): RNA binding; protein binding
Source: RefSeq, a predicted model, not a curated record